GAAACAAACUUCUUUUAAUAUUCUCAAAACGGGCCUACAUAGGCCCAACUAGAAAACUUACAAUCGAAACCAGAAAGAAAUAUGGAAAGAGCCCAAAAAGCUAAUCUCUCUCUCCCUCUCCGGCCGCCGUUAACGAGGCGGCUCCUCCACGUUUCUGCCGCCAUUCUCACCUAAGAACCUUCAUUGAAAAACCCUACUAGAGAUGAAUAAAAGAAAAGUGUUAUUGGCAAUGCAUCUGCACAAAACUCAUUUCAAAUUCUACCGCAAAUUCUCUUCCAGCUCAACUCCACCCCCAAAUAUCCAAUCAUGCAUCGCAUUGCUUCAAUCAUGCGCACAGAAUCGAGAGCUUUCGAAGGGUAGAAAAGUCCAUUCGCGCAUGAUCGUCAGCGGCCAUCUUUCUUCCCCUGUCUCCGCCACUAGCCUCAUCCAUAUGUACUCCAAAUGCAGCUCUGUUUCCGAUGCUGUAUCCGUUUUCAAUUCGUCGAAAGACAUUCACAACGUAUUUGUGUAUAAUUCAAUUAUAGCUGGAUUGACUGUCAACAACUUGCCAUUUGAAGCUUUUGAAUUUUAUCACAAAAUGCGGUCUAUUGGUGUAGAGCCGGAUAAAUUCACUUUUCCUUGUGCUAUUAAGGCGUGUUUGGAUGUUUCGGAUUUGAGGAAUAUUCAUGGGCUGGUGCAUAAGUUUAAUUUGAAUUUUGAUUUAUUUAUAGGGAGCGCCUUGCUGCAUUGUUACUUAAAAUUUGAGCUGAUGGAUGAUGCAGUCCAACUGUUUGAGAGAUUGCCUGUGAGAGAUGAUAUUGUGCUUUGGAAUGCUAUGAUUAAUGGGUUUGUGCAAAUUGGUGAGUUUGGCAAGGGCUUGCUCAUUUUUAGGAGGAUGGUUGAUAUGGGGCUCAUGCCAAACAUGUUUACAGUUACUGGAGUGUUAUCGGCUUUGGCCUUCUCUGCUGAGGUCUACAAUGGCAGGGUGAUUCAUGCAUACGCGAUAAAGAUGGGGUGCGAUAUGGGAAUAGAGGUUUCGAAUGCACUCAUUGAUAUGUAUGGGAAAUGCAGGCAGCUUGAUGCUGCAUUGCUGGUUUUUGACAGUAUGAGUGAAAAGGAUAUGUAUUCGUGGAACACGAUCAUUAGUGUUCACGAACAAUGUGGGGAUCAUGACAGGACUUUGAGAUUCUUGAAGGUGAUGGCGAGUUCAGGGUUUCAGCCUGAUGUGGUGACUGUUACUGCUGCACUUCCUGCUUGCUCGCAUUUGUCAGCAUUGAUGCGUGGUAAGGAGAUACAUGGUUAUAUGAUUCGCAACGGGUUGCAUAAAUUGGGAAGUGUAAACAUUGCUAAUGCUAUCAUGGAUAUGUAUGCAAAAUGUGGUAGUUUGAGGGAAGCAAGAGUGGUUUUUGAUGAGACAAAAGGUAAGGAUGUUGCUUCAUGGAAUAUAAUGGUGAUGUGUUAUGGUAUGCACGGAUUUGGAGAGGAGGCGUUGAGUAUGUUUUCUCUCCUGUGUGAGGGUGGAUUGAGGCCCGAUGCAGUCUCCUUUGUUGGGGUAUUGACGGCCUGCAGCCACGCUGGCUUUUUAAGCCGAGGGCAAGAGAUUCUUGCAGAAAUGCAGCCAAGAUAUGGCGUCACACCUAAAAUUGAACACUAUGCUUGCGUGAUUGACAUGCUUGGUCGAGGUGGGAGGCUUGAGGAAGCAUUUGAGCUGAUGUCGCGUAUGCCAAUUGAGCCAAACCAAAUCAUGUUGAGAUCAUUCUUGGCUGCGUGUCAGCUCCAUGGCAACGCUGACCUGGCUGGGGUCGUGGCUGAGAGGGUUCUUGAACUCGAACCAAAUCACAGUGGGAACUAUGUGUUGAUGUCCAAUGUGUUUGGUGCAGCUGGGAGAUAUGCAGAGGUAGCGGAGUUGAGGCAUGUGAUGCGGCAGAAAGACGUGAAGAAAUCACCCGGUUGUAGCUGGAUUGAACUGAGUGAUGGUGUGCGCGUGUUCCUCAAUGGAGACUGCGGAGAAAUCUCUAUUUACAAUGGAUUAGAUACACUAACCGUGUGUUUGCGCGAGCAUGGAAGCGCGGUAGAAGCUGUGGAGAGCACUUGUUAGAAGUUGAUGUUUUGUGGUUUCAACAGAAUGUGUAUUUAUCUUUCACAUUGUUGUGAAGGAAAUGCUUUUGCAGGUGAGCACCAGUUUAAAGAAAAUUUAUAGGAUUGAUACAGCUAAAAUCUCUCUUUUACACCUACUUUUGUAGAUUGCAGUAUCAGCUCAAAACACUUGGGAGAUGCACUAAUUAUGAGGUUGAUGAGUGGGACCAACCCUCAAACGUGGAGUGUAGAGGUUCUGCUAAAGCAUGCGUAUGCAGCUUUCAGGGUUGUGCUCCUACGCCACAUGAAGACGAUGAAUCCCAAGAAACGGAUGAACACAGAGAAGUUCCCUCUAUUAAUGUUGAAAGGUCCCCCAAAGGAUAGUAUUGGGCCCACUAAAUUGAGCCAUUUCUAAAUAUUAGAGAGAACACCCUAUAUUGGUAAAGAGUGUAUAAUAUAUCCUAUAAGCCUCUGAUGAUUAGGGUGUAUAAUACACCUAUAAUCACCUUGUUUUGUAAAAAAGUAUAAUACGAAACACACAACCCUUUAUUAAGUACGUAAUACAAAUCUUUUUUUUUUUUUU
This is a messenger RNA of Salvia miltiorrhiza (redroot sage), 2638 nucleotides long. RefSeq names its product pentatricopeptide repeat-containing protein At3g14730-like. Bases 203 to 2077 code for a protein of 624 amino acids. Gene Ontology annotation, molecular function: RNA binding; protein binding. The record is from RefSeq and is a predicted model, not a curated record. The transcript has 2 exons. Lineage: Eukaryota; Viridiplantae; Streptophyta; Magnoliopsida; Lamiales; Lamiaceae. Gene Ontology annotation, biological process: RNA modification.